This is a messenger RNA of Homo sapiens (human), 2476 nucleotides long. RefSeq names its product cerebellin 3 precursor (gene CBLN3). The transcript is spliced from 3 exons. Bases 615 to 1232 code for a protein of 205 amino acids. The record is from RefSeq and is marked validated. Gene Ontology annotation, biological process: trans-synaptic signaling by trans-synaptic complex, modulating synaptic transmission. Gene Ontology annotation, cellular component: endoplasmic reticulum; Golgi apparatus; extracellular region. Lineage: Eukaryota; Metazoa; Chordata; Mammalia; Primates; Hominidae.
GUGACUGGCCCACUGGUGCUCUAGGCCCAAGCACUUUCCACCAAAGCAAUCGUGGCGGAGGGGGUAGGCGGGAGGCGGGAGGCGGAGGGUACCCGUGGUGGAGUACCCCUUUCUUCCAACAAACGGAAAGAUGCCACGAAGAAGGGCUGUUGAUUUGUGGGGGAUUUUGAAGAGAGGAAGAGUAGGAGGAAGGGGUUGAGGGGCUGCCUCUGGCAUAUGCACACACUCACACAUUCUGUCACACCCGUCACACACACAUACCAUGUUCUCCAUCCCCCCAGGUCCAGCCCUCAGUGCUGUCCCAUCCAGCAGGGCUGCCCUGAAGCUCUGGCUGCAGCCCUCCCGUCCAGUGGGCAGGCGGCUUCAUCCCUCCUUUCUCUCCCAAAGCCCAACUGCUGUCACUGCAUGCUCUGCCAAGGAGGAGGGAACUGCAGUGACAGCAGGAGUAAGAGUGGGAGGCAGGACAGAGCUGGGACACAGGUAUGGAGAGGGGGUUCAGCGAGCCUAGAGAGGGCAGACGAUCAGGGUGCCGGCGGUGAGAAUCCAGGGAGAGGAGCGGAAACAGAAGAGGGGCAGAAGACCGGGGCACUUGUGGGUUGCAGAGCCCCUCAGCCAUGUUGGGAGCCAAGCCACACUGGCUACCAGGUCCCCUACACAGUCCCGGGCUGCCCUUGGUUCUGGUGCUUCUGGCCCUGGGGGCCGGGUGGGCCCAGGAGGGGUCAGAGCCCGUCCUGCUGGAGGGGGAGUGCCUGGUGGUCUGUGAGCCUGGCCGAGCUGCUGCAGGGGGGCCCGGGGGAGCAGCCCUGGGAGAGGCACCCCCUGGGCGAGUGGCAUUUGCUGCGGUCCGAAGCCACCACCAUGAGCCAGCAGGGGAAACCGGCAAUGGCACCAGUGGGGCCAUCUACUUCGACCAGGUCCUGGUGAACGAGGGCGGUGGCUUUGACCGGGCCUCUGGCUCCUUCGUAGCCCCUGUCCGGGGUGUCUACAGCUUCCGGUUCCAUGUGGUGAAGGUGUACAACCGCCAAACUGUCCAGGUGAGCCUGAUGCUGAACACGUGGCCUGUCAUCUCAGCCUUUGCCAAUGAUCCUGACGUGACCCGGGAGGCAGCCACCAGCUCUGUGCUACUGCCCUUGGACCCUGGGGACCGAGUGUCUCUGCGCCUGCGUCGGGGGAAUCUACUGGGUGGUUGGAAAUACUCAAGUUUCUCUGGCUUCCUCAUCUUCCCUCUCUGAGGACCCAAGUCUUUCAAGCACAAGAAUCCAGCCCCUGACAACUUUCUUCUGCCCUCUCUUGCCCCAGAAACAGCAGAGGCAGGAGAGAGACUCCCUCUGGCUCCUAUCCCACCUCUUUGCAUGGGACCCUGUGCCAAACACCCAAGUUUAAGAGAAGAGUAGAGCUGUGGCAUCUCCAGACCAGGCCUUUCCACCCACCCACCCCCAGUUACCCUCCCAGCCACCUGCUGCAUCUGUUCCUGCCUGCAGCCCUAGGAUCAGGGCAAGGUUUGGCAAGAAGGAAGAUCUGCACUACUUUGCGGCCUCUGCUCCUCCGGUUCCCCCACCCCAGCUUCCUGCUCAAUGCUGAUCAGGGACAGGUGGCGCAGGUGAGCCUGACAGGCCCCCACAGGAGCCCAGAUGGACAAGCCUCAGCGUACCCUGCAGGCUUCUUCCUGUGAGGAAAGCCAGCAUCACGGAUCUCAGCCAGCACCGUCAGAAGCUGAACCAGCACCGUAUGGGCUAGGGUGGGAGGCUCAGCCACAGGCAGAAGGGUGGGAAGGGCCUGGAGUCUGUGGCUGGUGAGGAAGGAAGGAGGGUGUAUUGUCUAGACUGAACAUGGUACACAUUCUGCAUGUAUAGCAGAGCAGCCAGCAGGUAGCAAUCCUGGCUGUCCUUCUAUGCUGGAUCCCAGAUGGACUCUGGCCCUUACCUCCCCACCUGAGAUUAGGGUGAGUGUGUUUGCUCUGGCUGAGAGCAGAGCUGAGAGCAGGUAUACAGAGCUGGAAGUGGACCAUGGAAAACAUCGAUAACCAUGCAUCCUCUUGCUUGGCCACCUCCUGAAACUGCUCCACCUUUGAAGUUUGAACUUUAGUCCCUCCACACUCUGACUGCUGCCUCCUUCCUCCCAGCUCUCUCACUGAGUUAUCUUCACUGUACCUGUUCCAGCAUAUCCCCACUAUCUCUCUUUCUCCUGAUCUGUGCUGUCUUAUUCUCCUCCUUAGGCUUCCUAUUACCUGGGAUUCCAUGAUUCAUUCCUUCAGACCCUCUCCUGCCAGUAUGCUAAACCCUCCCUCUCUCUUUCUUAUCCCGCUGUCCCAUUGGCCCAGCCUGGAUGAAUCUAUCAAUAAAACAACUAGAGAAUGGUGGUCAGUGAGACACUAUAGAAUUACUAAGGAGAAGAUGCCUCUGGAGUUUGGAUCGGGUGUUACAGGUACAAGUAGGUAUGUUGCAGAGGAAAAUAAAUAUCAAACUGUAUACUAAAA